AUGAGACUCAUCAACACCACCACAUUCCAGUUGGAAGAGUUCUUCGACUCGAUGAGUCCGAAAUAUGCUAUUCUCUCUCACACAUGGGAGAAGGAAGAGGUGCUAUUCAGCGACAUGGCGGAUAUCCCGAGGGCACAGUCCAAGAUCGGGUUUGCGAAAUUCCAGGGCGCGUGUGCUCUCGCCGCCAGUAAGGGUUUCAAGCACAUCUGGAUUGAUACCUGUUGCAUCGACAAAUCGAGCAGCGCUGAGCUCUCCGAGGCCAUCAACUCCAUGUACAUGUGGUACACCCUAUCUGAUGUUUGCUUCGCAUACCUGUGUGAUGUCGCGCAACCGAGCGAUCUGAGCAGGAGCAGAUGGUUCACCCGGGGUUGGACACUCAAAGAGCUUAUUGCGCCAAGACGAGUCGAGGUCUAUUCCGGAACCUGGGAAUACCUUGGUGAGAAACGAGACCUCAAGCUCAUUUCGCGGGUCUCCUCAUCAAGCUUGGUCGAUGAAUGCGUUCUGGCUGGCGUCGUUAAGCCCCAGGACGUGAGUGUGGCCAGAAGGAUGAAAGAAGACGAAGCCUACUGCCUGAUGGGCCUUUUCGACGUCAACAUGCCGCUCCUGUACGGCGAGGGAGGAAAGUCCUUCAUCCGUCUCCAGCAAGAAAUUACAAAGAUUACAAACGACCAAUCCAUACUUGCUUAG
Messenger RNA from Canariomyces notabilis, 687 nucleotides. RefSeq lists its product as uncharacterized. Bases 1 to 687 code for a protein of 228 amino acids. Lineage: Eukaryota; Fungi; Ascomycota; Sordariomycetes; Sordariales; Chaetomiaceae. The record is from RefSeq and is a predicted model, not a curated record. The transcript is spliced from 2 exons.